Cydia amplana is the source of this 1524-nucleotide messenger RNA. Its product is annotated as serine/arginine repetitive matrix protein 1. NCBI's taxonomy places the organism in Eukaryota, Metazoa, Arthropoda, Insecta, Lepidoptera, Tortricidae. Gene Ontology annotation, molecular function: protein binding. The record is from RefSeq and is a predicted model, not a curated record. Bases 1 to 1524 code for a protein of 507 amino acids. The transcript has 9 exons.
AUGUCGUGUCAGCAAAGACAUUGCUGCCUGCAGUUCCGGCUGCUAACGGUAACGGCCAGACAGCACGCUAUGCACCCCUUAACGAGCCAGCCGGCGACGCCGCGCAGCGGGCCUCCGCGCCUGACGCGUCCCUCGCGACUCUACUCCGCCGACCUAGCGGGCCGGCCGAGGCGGACUGAUCUGUGGCGCUUAACAGUAAAAUCGGAGGACGAGGCAGAGGACGUGAUCGACCUCGGGGCUCCGCGCAAGGUCCGCGCUGCGCGCUGCGUGGCGGCGGGUGCUGCUUCACCGUCACCACGCGCCGCUCCCGCGUACACGCCCAACCCUCGCCUGUAUCCGGGCCCGCAGAAGCGUCAAGUCGAAACUAAGCAAAAGCGCAAAAAAUGCGGUCAGCGUAGCCGCAAGAGCUUAACAUAUCGGCGGCCCGUACCAAACUCACGCCUGUACAAACCCGCGCCGCCGAAGCCGCCCCCACCCCCAGCUAAACCGCGCACCGUCUGGCGCCCCCCGGUACAGGGGAAGCUGGAGACAGCGUCCCGCGCCGCGCUCCGCCUCAACGGUACCUGGUGGUCGGAGAAGUCGGAGGCAUCAGUGCUUACGCGACCUAAGUCGCCGCCUGUGCUGCGGAAGCGUAGUCCGAUCCGUCAAAGGACACCGUCACCGUCUCAACUACGGAAGCUUAUUGUACAGCUGCCUGCGGCGGCGGGCGACGGGAACGCGAGCGAGCCGAGCCUGCGCUACCGUCCCGCCAGUCAGCACUUCCGCGACCGGGAGCUGGGCUCGCGGGACUCGACGCCGACGGGCGGCCGCGUGAUUCAGCAGUCGACACGAGGCAACAUGGACACCACGCCGCGACACUCCACCAGUCCCGAGGACUGCUCGGAGGGGAAUGACCCGCAGUCGGCGCCCAGCGAGUUCCUGGCUGAGUUCCUCUCAGCGAUAAUGCGUCGUCAAUACGCGGAAGCGCUGAAGUACUGCCGGCUGAUCCUGCAGUACGAGCCGCGCAACGCCACCGCGCGCGGCUUCUACCCGCUGCUGCAGCACAAGCUGGCGCAGCAGAGCCCGAGCAGCACCAGGACCUCGCCGCCGAGGACGAGCCACCAGCGGGACAAACCUAGCCAAUCCCCGGACUUGGGAGGAGUGUCCAGCAGUGGCAACUCUGGAGCGUCCUCGCCUGUGCCACAAGGUCUUUUACCACAUGAGGUGAUGGAGCAGGAGGCAGACUCGCUGUCCUGCUCGGACCCUCGGCCCGGCAGCGCGGGCAGCAGCGAGGCAGAACCCGGCCUAGGCUCAGUUUCUUCGCAGUCCUCAUUAGAGUUGGAUUCCUCUGCCGCACACUCCUCGCCCAGCCUGUCGCUCAGCCGCCGCACUGACAACCUGUGCGACGCGGAGAACAACCAGGCCGCGGCCGCCGCGCCCGCCGCGGGCCGAGCGCGCGCCCGGCCCAAGCGCACGCUGCAGAGCGAGCAGUCGACGGAGUCGCUCCGGCGGCUGCGCGCGCAGUUCACCUGCUCCAUCAAGUGA